AUGUCCAACCUAUUUUCUGGAAUAAACGCCCGCUUUCGCGGAGCUAGCACGAGACCUCCUGGCCAAAACAGGAGCCCUACGGCUUCCGGCCAGCCUUCUCCUACUGCACUCCCCCAGCACGGAAACCAUUCGUCCUCUAACCUUGCCCCCGUGUCCCCCUUUACCAACCUCACCUUCCUUAUCGCAGACGAUCGGCAUGGAUGA
This is a messenger RNA of Parascedosporium putredinis, 204 nucleotides long. Lineage: Eukaryota; Fungi; Ascomycota; Sordariomycetes; Microascales; Microascaceae. The record is from the annotation of a GenBank genome assembly.